GAAGUUGUAAAAAUUGAUGGAUUGUAAACAACCAGUAUGAGCAAAGUUACUACACCUGUACACAACUUGAUUGCUCACUUCUUAGCCGAGAAUGGGUAUGAAAAAACAUUGAGAGAAUUCCAACUGGAACAUGGACAACCAAUUGAUCAAGUAAAGGUUGGUGAUGAAUCUUUGACAGAUAUCAUCAGUGAUCGAAUCAAUUUCAAUCAAUUAGCACCUUCUUUGGAAAACUUAGAUAUCGGUAACCGUAGAUUGAGUUUUUCCGGAAGCGGAUACUUGAAAUCGGUCAGCAAAGAUCAAUUACAGAAUUGGGUGACUCCAUUCCCUCACUUGGCUAAAGAACUAGUUGACAUCGACGGAAUGGUAAUCAGUACCAGUUAUCUAGACGGAUGUGUUUAUUUCAGUACUAAUAACUCCCAGAUUUACAUCGUUGACGAUAAGCAUGUCGUGUACCGUUCGAAAUUCCCGGUGGUUAUUAAGAAGAUCAUUCCUAUUAAACAAGACCAAUUGUUGCUUGUGGGUAUGAGUGGGAUGUUUUAUUUGUACUUUAAGCAGAACGAGCGCUGGCAGACCGUAGUGGAAUUCCCUGUACACAAGCGAUUAAUUAUUGAUGCCAAGCAUGUCCGUUUUAAUGACUGCGAUUAUAUAGUUACUUUGGGCUGGGACUUCUAUUUGAAGGUGAUUAAGUUGGAAGCAGAGAAUAAGUUUACUAUUGUGUCUGAGUUCAAAUUGAACCAGCAAGGAACUUGUUUUGAUUUGAUUAAUCACAACAACCAGUUGUUAAUUGUUGUGGGUAAGUUAGACAAUACAUUAUUGGAUGUGUUUGAACUUCAAGAAAACAAGUUGGAGUUGUUAUUUAAGAUUUCCUUGAAUGAUGCCGAGUUUAGUGCGUCGGAAUUCUCACCGAGAUACAUAACUAUCCAACAUUUCGGCCUGCUGGUGCCUUUAAUUGCUGUUGCCACUUCCCAUGAGCCAUACAUGAGAUUAAUCGUGGUUACAUUAGACAUGAUCGAGGGACAAGAGCACGAAAUCAAGAGAAACCAAAUAGUCAAGAAUUUGAACACGAUGUCACCACAAGACAAGUUCUCGCAACCGAUUAUAGCGUGGAGGUUGCCUAAACAUGUAAACGGGGCUGAUGUCACCAUAGAGGCCACCAAGAGUAGUGGGAUUUGGAUCAUGGGUGAUGACGGUGUGAUUAGAGGUAUUGACUUGGUUGAUGAUAAAGUUGUGGUAGAGCUUAAAGAUGUACAUCAAGGUAAAAUUAAGGAUUUCUUGACAUACUAUGAUAAGGAAUAUAACGAACGAUUGAUAUCGAGUGGUAUCGAUCAUGCAGUUAUGCUUUGGAAAUAAGAAUAUGUAGUGUGGAGUUAAGGAUGGGGUAGAUUACGUAGGAAUUAGUAGCCGGUUAUUAUUUGCGGGAUAUAUAAGUAAUUUAAUCAAUUUCAGAUUCGAUUCCAUUGUU
Spathaspora passalidarum NRRL Y-27907 is the source of this 1462-nucleotide messenger RNA. RefSeq lists its product as uncharacterized. The record is from RefSeq and is a predicted model, not a curated record. Gene Ontology annotation, molecular function: protein binding. The transcript has a single exon. NCBI's taxonomy places the organism in Eukaryota, Fungi, Ascomycota, Pichiomycetes, Serinales, Debaryomycetaceae. The annotation marks the transcript as partial.